This is a messenger RNA of Trichobilharzia szidati, 7012 nucleotides long. Lineage: Eukaryota; Metazoa; Platyhelminthes; Trematoda; Strigeidida; Schistosomatidae. The record is from the annotation of a GenBank genome assembly.
CAGUCAACCUUUUUUUUCAGUAACUACAGCAUAACGAUCGAUUCAUUCUCAGAGUAUGUAACUAACUCUACAUUGACUCAGUAAUCAAAAACAUUUGAAAUUUAUGUGUUAAUCAUGUUUAAAUGAAAAAAAAUGUUGAAUUUUGAUUUUCAUACUUAUUGAAGUCAUACCUAACAAAUUCCAUCACCAUGAUACUCUACAGUAUGAAAAUACUAGAAUCAAUUACAUAAACUAAAUCAUGACACAUUAUCCCCUGCAUAAUAAACCAUCUCUUAUUCAAUCAGAAUGGGAUCAUGCAAGUGAAGUGGAAAGAAUCAUGUGUGGAUCUAGACCACAAGAGUUCUCUGGAAAUAUCGGCGGAUCGCAUACUCUACCUCGACAUUACAGUGGAAAUUAUUAUUCACAUCAGCAGCAGCAACAACAUCAUCAGCGUGAAAUAAACCCGAACAUUUUACGACAUCAUGGUAUAAAUGGUGCUGUUGGGGGUGGUGGUGGUACAGUUAAUAAAUAUGAUUCAAAUCCUCAACACACAGGUAAAAUGUAUUCAUGGGCAUCUCCUACGAAUAUACGACAUUUUGCAACAUCAUUUCAUCCAUCUUAUCAAACUUCUGUAAGUUAUGAUCCAUCCCUGCUGUUCCCGUCUUCACCAUCCACCUCAGUUUGUUCUGAUGGACGACCGUAUUAUCGAGUACAACAUUUAGUACAGCCGACAAAUGAGUCACGGUAUGUAUUGGAAACAAAAACAACUAUCCCUGCGACUGCCUAUCCUCACAAUAGGAAUAUAGUGAGCAAUAAUAUGUAUAAUAAUAUACUACAGGUAUCCAGCCUGAAUGAUCAGCCUCCUAUGCAACAGACGUCAUUGAAUAAUCAUCAGACUAGGACACGCUUGCAAUAUCCAUCAGCUUUAGUCAGAACUAUUGUCAGAAUGGAAUCUUCCGAUCCGAAGGAUUUAUACGGUAAUAUGUAUGUUCGGGAGCAACAACAGAAACCUCAAGAACAACAACAGCAACAACGACAACCAUCUGAAACACCACCUGCAUUACCAGUAAGAAUGCAUAGAUCUGCUACUCAAAAAGAAACUGUCACCCCUAAGCGUCAUUUAAUCCCAAUUCCACUGGACGAUCGUUUACAUCUAGAUCCAAAUAUGUCUCCGUUGAAGGAUAAUAAUACUGCUAUCAAUACUAGUAGUUAUAUAGACAAUAAGAACAAUCUGCCUCAGUCGUAUCAUAAAAAGAACACAUUUGAUUUAGAAGGUCAUUUAGACUGUUCAUGUGAUUAUGUGAGAGCUGAAGCUGGUCUGUGGCCAGCUGAUGUCUGGUAUGCACGUAACUUUCAUACAGUAGACAAAUGCACGUGUCCACAUGAAGAAGUACAUCGAUUUUUUGAUAGUACACCGUCGAAGUGGAAAUUAGCUGAUACUAUAGCAAUGCUACCGAUAAGAGAAACUGAUAUUUUAGAUGAUUUAAUCGAUAGUACAAGUGAUGAAGAUGAGUCAGCACAUCGUUCAGUUGCUUCAGGGGAAAUGAAGACAACAGCAAUACCAACAACAACAAGAACAACAACCACAAGGACGACAGCUGAAAUACCUACUUUAACAACGGAAUACUAUGGUCACAGUAGAAACGUAACUCCUUUAAUCACUGAUGCUCAGUCAAAAGAAGUUCCCAGCCACAUCAGCUCAAAUGUACAAACUGAUCAGUUGGUGUACAGGACUAGUGUUACAUGUCAUCAUAUUAGCGGUAGUAAUAGUAAUAAUAAUGUAUCUUGUGAUGAAGAUGACUUAGUUCCUCUGGGUGAACUUUUAUCAUCCAAUACAAACCUGCUGAAUACUAUUUCAAGUCUAGGUAGGCAGUAUGGUGAUACUACAGAAAGAACAACAUCUAAAACUCUCAGGAAACCAAGUUUUCACAAUCUUGAGGAGGCUAAGGAUCGAAGUAUUUCAGGGAGAAACAGUGUUCAUCCUUCAGAGGAAAAGAAACUUAUCCGUGAUACUCCAAGUACAUUAGUUGGUACGCCCAGUACUCCUGGUAGUCUGUUUAAUGUGGCUUCCGUUAACAGUAGUGUUGAGAUAAAUGGGAAUUCAGUGCCUGAAGAAACAUCACCAAAGUGGAAGAAAACACAAGUGACAGGAAUUGAAGAUGAUUUUUACAGAGCUCAAGUUAAGACAAAGUCGUUUAAUUUGGAAAGGAUCGAAUCGAUGGGAGGAGAUGAUUUUGAAACAGAAUUGGAUCAUAGAAAGGAUAAAACAGUGACAGAUAAAUUGGCUGGCAUUGAUCAAAUCAAUGUAGAACCAGACAGUCAAGUCUCCAUAAAUGAUUAUCAGGAUGAACAAACAAAGGAGAAGAGGAAGCAGUCUAUAUCACCAACCGUUCAGUGUUUUCCUGAACUUGAUGAUCAUACCUAUACAGGGGAUAAAGAUAACUCUUUCCAAUCCUUUCAGAUAGACAGUGUUGCACAGGCCCUAGAUCGACUGCACUGGGAUAUGAGAACUACUAUAGAAGGUAGAUUUACAGAUCAGUCGUCGACAACUGCACAAGUGACCUCCAAAGAUGACUCAUAUCCCAGACUUUCAGAUGAAGAAAGCAAAAACCUGCAUAUGAAUAACAGAAGUAAUAGGCCAGAUGAUAGUGACCAUUUUCAUUCAGGAAAAGAUGAGGAUUUAAUAGACAGCACGAACUUACAGGAGGGGAGAUAUGACGAGCUAGACGAAGACUUUAAUGUAGACCAUCAUUUCCUUCAGCCUAGAAAGUUUACUUUGAAAUCGGAUAACGGCGAUGACUUAUUCAAGAUACGAAAUUCUCCUGAUCAGAAAUAUAGUUGCAGACGAACAGACAUUCUUGAUAACGAUGAUGAUGACGGUAAACAGACACGGUAUGAACAAAUCCCACAGGCUGAUGAUGACGUUGGUGAUGAAUCCCUGAUGCAGGAGAAUGUGGAAAUGGAUGACAGUAUGCAAUUUAAGAUGAAUAAUGAUCAACACACAGAUGGUAGUUUGUCACAAAUAUCUGGACAAAGUAAUAAGAUACACAGACAGAGAAAAGCUAUGGAACGAUGGAGUCUUAUUCGAACACAUGUUGGCAAAGUUGGCAGAAAGAAAGCUGAGGACAAUGAUUCUAUCUCCGCACUGGGAUUUUAUCGAUCAAUUGAAAGUCAACCAGAACAACAACCAUGGGGUAGGAAAGCAAUUCCAAUGGUCAGUGAUUUGGUGUUACGUACAAUGGCUCAAAAACGCACGCUGACAUCACUGUCAUCAAGUUUAGCCAGUUGGACACUGACAGAUCAAGAACUAAAAAUGCAUGUCUAUCGAAAAGCCUUACAAGCCUUAGCCUAUCCAAUAUCAAGUAAUACACCGCAUAACUUUCAGUUAUUCAGUGCAACUAGCCCAACUUAUUGUUAUGAAUGUGAAGGUCUCCUCUGGGGUGUAGCUAGACAAGGUCUGCGGUGUACAGAGUGUGGUGUCAAGUGUCAUGACAAGUGUAAACGAUUACUGAAUGCAGACUGUCUACAGCGAGCUGCUGAAAAAUCUCUUCGUCAUGGUGCUGUAGAUAAAGCUCAAGCGGCUAUGGAAGCAAUUCGUGCCUUGAUUCAACGCCGUAUAACAGAACGAUCAGAUAUAUUUGAAUUUUUAGCUAGUGUUUUUCAAAUUGAUGUCAAUUCUAAAGUACACUUGAAUGCAUUAGAAUUUGCUCAGAAAAGUAUUGUAGCUGGUGCCAGUCAAUGGUCAGCUAAAAUUGCUAUCACAGUGAAAUCUGCUCAGGGAUUAAUCGGUAAGGAUAAAACUGGACGCAGUGAUCCUUACGUAACAGUACAAGUUGGCAAAAUGCGUAAACGCACUAAAACUGUCCUGCAAGAAUUGAAUCCAACCUGGGAUGAAAAAUUUCUUUUUGAAUGUGACAAUGCUUCAGAACGUAUUAAACUUCGUGUCUGGGAUGAAGACAAUGAUUUAAAGUCUAAAAUAAGACAAAAGUUCACAAGAGAAUCGGAUGAUUUCUUGGGUCAAACAAUUAUUGAAGUGAGAACACUCAGUGGUGAAAUGGAUGUAUGGUAUAAUCUUGAGAAACGAACCGACAAAUCAGCAGUAUCUGGCGCCAUUCGUCUACAAAUCUCUGUUGAAAUAAAAGGUGAAGAACAGAUGGCUUCAUUUCAUGUACAAUAUACAGCACUACAUGGUAGCAUAUUUUGUCAUCUGUGUAAAGAAAAUGAACCAGUGUUUCUGCCUGACCGCACAACUGUGCCACAGUCUCAGAACAGUGGUAGCGAAGCAUGGAAGGUAUACUUUAAUCCAUUAGGACAGGAAAUUGUUGAUGAAUUCGCUAUUCGUUAUGGGAUUGAACCAAUUUUUCAGGCUAUGACACAUUUUGCCUGUUUAACAGCCAAGUAUAAUUGUCCUGGUGUUCCUGCUCAAUUAUCUGUUCUGUUAGCCAACAUAAAUGCCUUCUAUGCGCAUACAACAUCAUCAAACAGUCAAACAGCCAGUGAACGUUUCAGUGCUAGCAAUUUUGGACGUGAGAAAUUUAUUAAACUGUUGGACAAUUUAUACAUUGCUAUAAGGAUUGACCUAUCAAAAUAUCGGACUGUAUUUCCGGCAUCUCAACCAGAAAGAUUAAUUGAUUUGAAAUCCACUGUUGAUUUGCUCACAAGUAUCACAUUUUUCAGACUUAAAGUUCAGGAACUCAGCUCUCCACCGAGGACCGGUCAGAUAUUACGUGAAUGCAUUGAAGCCUGUAUACAAUCCACCUAUCAAUGCCUUUGUGAAAAUGUACACGAUUUAUACGGAAAGAGUUUACAGGCAACAAACACAGAGUCCGGAGUCUCAGAAUGUGGAUCCGAAAAUACAAGUAGUGGAGCGGGUGGUGGACAGCUGAUAAACGGCGAAUUAGAUCAGAUGGAUGGCAUGCGUUCACUAACCUAUUGGCAUCGUCUAAUCACACUCGUUGUAUCUGUACUGGAAGACGAUAGAAAGCAUUACGCUCCAGUAUUAAAUCAAUUUCCUCAUGAAAUUAAUCUAGGCGAUAUGUCUGCUGAAAUGGUAUGGAAGUGUCUGUCUGAAGAUCUGGCCAAUGGAUUAGCUCAACAUACCCUUGCAGCUAAGUAUUAUUUUAAUAGUACAGAAGAAGAUACACUGGACAGUUUACCACAGAUGGAGAAAUUACGUCAAGCAAAAUUGAAAGCAAUACAACAGGAAAUUGGACUAAGAAGUAGAAUGCCUAAGAUAAAGUCAUCGGAUUACAUGAAUCUUUGUUUCCGUGUUAAAUGGUUUUACAACACGUAUAUAGCACCAUUGGCAAGAUUUAAAAAUGUUGUCCCCGAAUAUCCACGCUGGUUCGAAGGUCUUGUAUUAAUUUGGUUGUCUGAAAAUGAUGAAGUCUCUGCAAAUUAUCUAAGAAAUGCCUAUGAUCGGGAUAAACAAGACGGUUUCCAAUGUUCCAGUGAACAUGUAUUAUAUUCAAAUUCUGUUGUCGAUGUAUUCACUCAGCUGAAUCAAUGCUUUGAUGUGAUUCGUAAACUGGAAUGUCCAGACAAAGAAGUAGAAGGACACUUUUUGCAUAGGUUCUCAUUAACUGUGGAAAAAGUUCUGUUAGCUUAUGCAGAUCGUGUAUUAGCCGAUUUUCCAAUGUAUAAAUCAGAUCAACGUGUUGCAUGUAUCCUAGUGAAUAAUACUCAACAACUUCGAGUACAACUGGAAAAAGUUUAUGAGAAUAUGGCACGUGAAAGUCUUGAAUCGAACACUCGUGAUCGUCUAAGUGCCCUUCAAGGCCGGCUAAAUGAAGUUGUUGAUAAAUUGGCAGUUCAGUUGACAGAUCAAUUUGAAGCUGGUGUACAUUCACAUGCACGAGAAUGUGGUAGGCUAUUACAAAAGUGUAAGCCAUCAUCAAGUAGUUCAGAUAGUUCCGGUGGUCGUGGUGUCAAUAAAGAAGAUGAGGCAAAUGAAUGUUUACAACCCUUAAUGGAUCAUUUCGAGUCGAUUCUCUCUAUCCUUGCUAAUAUUUGUGACAAAACUGUAUUGAAAAGAGUGUUGAAACAACUAUGGAGAGUGACAAUGUGUAAUUUAGAAAAACUUGUAGUCCUACCAGCAGUUACAGAUCAAAAACAACUGGCUAUGGGGUUAAUUCUGAGUGGUAAUACAUCGGCAAAAUUAAUUGGAGGUGCACAAAGCCUAUUGAGUCAUGUUGGGGGUCAAGUUGUACCUGGGAAAAUUUUAUCUGAAGCAACACGUGAAUCUGAGAAAGGUCUUACACCAUAUCAAUGUGAAUUACUCGGUAUGUGUUUGAAUACAAUUCGAGUAUACUUUCAUGCUGGUGGACGUGGAUUGAAACGAUCAUUUCUUGAUCGUAGUCCAGAACUUCAUAGUCUACGACAGGUAUUAGCUCUUUAUUCUCAAGCUACAGAUGAACUAUUGAGAGAUUUUGUAGCUACACAAACUUCACAAGAUUACUUGGCCAAUGAUGAACCAGUUGGAUAUCUAACCCUACAAGUAGAAAUAUUUAAACAUCCUGGUACCGGUGAAUAUAAGGUGAAUGUCAAGAUUCAUACAGCUUCUGAUUUGAAUUGGUCACUUGCCUCAGGAAUGUUUCGACCAUAUGUAGAAGUCUUUUUAUUCGGUCCAUUACUGUCAGAUCGUAAGCGUAAAGUGGCGACAAAAUCAAAGUCGGUUACUACAAUGCCUACCUACCAUGAAACAUUUGUAUUUUUCUUAUCAAAUCAAAGUGAUCCUGAAUGGUAUGAAUUACACUUGGCAGUGAAAGAUUAUUGUUUUGGUCGAACAGAUCGUCUUGUCGGUGUCACUGUCUUAUCAUUAUCUAGAGCAUUAAAUCUUGGUGCAACACCAAUUCGACUACCAUUAGGUCGACGAUUGCAUUUUACUGAAACCGGAUGGACAGUGUUAAGAGUUCUAUCCCAGCGUGUCAACACAGAUGAUGUGGCCAGGGAAUUUGUCCGCGCUAAAUCAGAAUAUCGAGCUAUUUCAGAGAAUGAUAAUGUGACAUUACAACAGACAGAUGAAUAAAGGCCU